This is a messenger RNA of Lizanozyma spartinae, 924 nucleotides long. RefSeq names its product DNA-directed RNA polymerase II core subunit (gene RPB3). Gene Ontology annotation, biological process: DNA-templated transcription. NCBI's taxonomy places the organism in Eukaryota, Fungi, Ascomycota, Pichiomycetes, Serinales, Debaryomycetaceae. The record is from RefSeq and is a predicted model, not a curated record. Gene Ontology annotation, cellular component: RNA polymerase II, core complex. Gene Ontology annotation, molecular function: DNA-directed RNA polymerase activity; DNA binding; protein dimerization activity. The transcript has a single exon. The coding region runs from base 1 to 924 and encodes 307 amino acids.
AUGGACGUGGAUAGAGGAAGUGGUCCCAAAGUGACUAUCAGAAAUGCCGAGCGUGAUCGCGUGGAUUUCAUGUUAAAAGAUGUGGACUUGGCCAUGGCCAAUUCCUUAAGAAGAGUAAUGCUCGCUGAAGUACCUACGUUGGCUAUAGAUCUUGUUGAAAUCGAAGUCAACACUUCUGUAUUGGCUGAUGAGUUUAUCUCGCAUCGUUUAGGGUUGAUCCCCUUGAAUAGUGAGGGUAUUGAUGGGUUAUCGUAUUCUAGAGAUUGUACCUGUGAUCAAUAUUGUGCCAAUUGUUCUGUCAAGUUAGAGUUGACAGCUAAAUGCGACACUGAAUCCACUAUGAAUGUAUAUGCCUCUGAUUUGGCUAAACAUCACAACGGUUCUGUUUUGGGAGACCCUGUUAUCAGAGAUCCUCAUGGGAAGGGGCCAUUGAUUUGUAAGUUAAGAAAACAUCAAGAGUUGAGAAUAUCAUGCAUUGCCAAAAAGGGUAUAGCUAAAGAACAUGCAAAAUGGUCGCCAUGUGCAGCUAUUGGGUUUGAAUAUGAUCCUUGGAAUAAGUUGAAACAUACAGAUUAUUGGUACGAGAACGAUGCAGAAUUGGAAUGGCCCAAAUCUGAAAACUGUGAAUGGGAAGAAGCUCCUGAUCCAGAUGAACCCUUUGAUUAUAAGGCUAUACCUUCAACAUAUUAUAUAGAUGUUGAAACUGUGGGUAACUUGCCACCCAAUGAUGUGAUCUUGAAGUCUAUUGAAACGCUACAGUUGAAACUAGCAGGUAUAUCUAUGGAGUUGAAUAAAGAUAGUGUUGAAGCCAGUAAUGCUCAAUCUGGUGGGUUCACGACUUAUGGUAGAACUACUGGUGGUGGUAACUCCAAUGGUGGUACUCCUUAUAACGAAAACGGCUUUGGUAACUCAACAUGGAGUUAA